Molecule: messenger RNA, 1267 nt
Organism: Monodelphis domestica (gray short-tailed opossum)
Lineage: Eukaryota; Metazoa; Chordata; Mammalia; Didelphimorphia; Didelphidae
Gene: IDH3G
Product: isocitrate dehydrogenase (NAD(+)) 3 non-catalytic subunit gamma
Biological process (GO): tricarboxylic acid cycle; isocitrate metabolic process
Cellular component (GO): mitochondrion
Molecular function (GO): magnesium ion binding; NAD binding; oxidoreductase activity, acting on the CH-OH group of donors, NAD or NADP as acceptor
Source: RefSeq, a predicted model, not a curated record
GCACUAGCAGCAAACAAUCCCUCCAUCCGCCAAGUAUGGAGGCCGACACACCGUGACCAUGAUUCCUGGCGAUGGCAUUGGGCCGGAGCUCAUGCUACAUGUCAAAUCUGUGUUCAGACAUGCCUGUGUGCCUGUGGAUUUUGAAGAGGUCCAGGUGAACUCAAAUGCUGAUGAGGAAGACAUCCGCAAUGCCAUCAUGGCCAUCCGACGAAAUCGUGUAGCUUUGAAGGGAAAUAUUGAAACCAACCAUAAUCUGCCACCAUCCUAUAAAUCCCGUAACAACAUUCUUCGCACCAGCUUAGACCUCUAUGCCAAUGUCAUCCACUGUAAGAGUCUGCCAGGGGUGGUGACUCGCCACAAAGACAUAGACAUCCUCAUCGUGAGGGAGAACACAGAGGGAGAGUAUAGCAGCCUGGAACAUGAGAGUGUUUCAGGUGUGGUGGAAAGCCUGAAGAUCAUUACUAAGGCCAAGUCCCUGCGCAUUGCCGAGUAUGCUUUCCGGCUGGCCCAGGAAACCGGGCGCAAGAAAGUGACCGCCGUGCACAAAGCCAAUAUCAUGAAAUUGGGAGAUGGCCUCUUCCUCCAGUGCUGUAAGGAGGUUGCUUCAGGUUAUCCAAACAUCACUUUUGAGAGUAUGAUUGUGGACAACACCACGAUGCAGCUGGUAUCUCGGCCCCAGCAGUUUGAUGUCAUGGUGAUGCCCAAUCUUUAUGGCAACAUUGUCAACAAUGUCUGUGCUGGCCUAGUCGGGGGCCCGGGCCUUGUGGCUGGGGCAAAUUAUGGGCAUGUAUAUGCAGUCUUUGAGACGGCGACCCGGAACACAGGUAAAAGCAUUGCCAAUAAGAACAUCGCUAACCCUACGGCCACCCUGCUGGCCAGCUGCAUGAUGCUGGACCAUCUAAAGCUCCACUCCUACGCCAGCUCAAUCCGGAAGGCUGUCCUGGCAUCAAUGGACAAUGAAAAUAUGCACACCCCAGACAUCGGGGGCCAAGGCACCACCUCAGAAGCUAUCCAGGACAUCAUCCGCCACAUCAGAGUCAUCAAUGGACAGGCCAUGGACAUCUAGCUCUUGGACACCUACCUGCCUGCAAGGAGAAGCUCCCCCUCCUCACCCCUCCAGUUGUGCUCCUAUUUAUUGGCCCCCCAAUAACCGUUUGCCAGACAGGAAAUUGAGUCUGGACAUAGAUUACCUCCUUCCUCAUCCCAAAUGUGCUUCCCAUUCCCAUUGCUUCAUAGCAUCUGAAAUAAACAGCUGUAUCCUCCUCCA